Messenger RNA from Quercus robur (English oak), 1442 nucleotides. RefSeq names its product L10-interacting MYB domain-containing protein-like. The record is from RefSeq and is a predicted model, not a curated record. NCBI's taxonomy places the organism in Eukaryota, Viridiplantae, Streptophyta, Magnoliopsida, Fagales, Fagaceae. The transcript is spliced from 5 exons. Bases 1 to 1269 code for a protein of 422 amino acids.
AUGUCAGACUUGGAGAUGAGUCAUGAAGAGCUAAGGGAGGCACUAGCUAAAUCUAGGGAGGAACUAGCAAUUUGUAGGGGGGAAGUAGCUCAAUCCGAGGCGAGGCAUAGGGAGGAAAUGGCUGAAGCUGAAGCGAGGGCCCAAGCACGGAUGGCUGAAAUGAUGGCGUCGAUGAAAACCAUGUUUGCUUCACUUAGCCAGGGGAUACAUGAUUUGGGUCAUUCUCAGAAGAUUGUUGAAGUGGGGCUAGGGGUAGGGGAGGGAGGGACUAUACGCCCUCAGCUGUCAGCGACUCAGCGUAGUACAGGCCACCUGGCUAAGGGAUGGCAGUCCCCCGGUUGUGCACAGGGGGAGGCAGAAGACUAUUCUGCUGUAAACCUAACAAAGGAACAUUGUUGUGGGUACUGGUUCUUGGACCAGGGAUAUAGGUACCCGGAUUGGGUGCAGAUGGAGGGACUUGGAGUCGUAAAGGAGAGAAAUUGUGUCCGGCAAAGUGUAAGACUUUUAAGAGGACCUCUUGUAUACAUAUACUUGAAGCACUCCUAUGAUAAGGACCAAUUAAGAAGUAGGUGGGAUGUAUUAAAAGGUGAUUGGAAAGUGUGGGAACAAUUGAGAAAUCUUGACACAGGAUUAGGUUGGGAUGCAGUGAAGGGAACGAUUGCUGCUACUGAUGAUUGGUGGGGCCUGAAGUUGAAGGAAUUACCCAAAGCUAAAAAAUUUCAAGAGAAAGGUCCACAGAAUCUAGAACAACUUGAUAUAAUGUUUAGGGAUGUUGCAGCAACUGGGGUAGCUGCAUGGACCCCUUCUUCAAAUACACUCCCUCCAACAAUGCCAGAAGAGGGUGUUGGUGAUUCAGAUGGUAACUCCGAAUUUAAGGAUAACCAAUGUGACAUGAAUUUAGACAUUGAUAGUUUGCAGCAAGGACAUACUAGUCAGUCACGUAGUUCAGGACAAAAGCGAACUAGUGAAUCAAUACCCUCACAGAAGAAAAAGAAGAAGAUAAGAGGAGCUGCAAUGUUGGACGAUCGUAUUAGUCAAUUAAUAACUAUAUGUCAAAAUAGGUUUGAACGUACUUCUCAAGAGUCACCAAGUUCAAUUAAUAAUGUCAUGACGAUUGUGAGAGCACUUCCUGGAGUGGAAAAUACGUUUGUGGUUCAAGCUUCCUAUAUCUUACUAAAAAGGUCACAUAGAGAGAUGUUCCUUACUUUCAAGGACCCAGAGUCACAGUUGGAGUGGCUACAAGAAAUGAUUUAUAACCAAAAGAAGUGACCAACCUUAUGUGGUAUUAACUAUGUUAUAUUAACUUUAAACUAAGUUAGCUAUGUUGUAUUAACUUUAAACUAAGUUAUGUGAUAUUUAGUAUUAGUUUUGGACUAAUAUAUGUGUAAUGUAAAUACAUUUGAAAUUUUCAUUAUAGUGUUAUGUACUUGAUGUUCUGAAUU